Molecule: messenger RNA, 3713 nt
Organism: Lates calcarifer (barramundi perch)
Lineage: Eukaryota; Metazoa; Chordata; Actinopteri; Centropomidae
Gene: abcg8
Product: ATP-binding cassette, sub-family G (WHITE), member 8
Exons: 13
Coding region: 314-2341 (675 amino acids)
Biological process (GO): cholesterol homeostasis
Cellular component (GO): plasma membrane
Molecular function (GO): ATP hydrolysis activity; ABC-type transporter activity; ATP binding
Source: RefSeq, a predicted model, not a curated record
UGACUGGCUGUCGGUCUCACCUCAUUCCUCAAAUUGUGCGCUACGACUAGAGAAGCCAUGAAUGACGGGACGGAGCACAUGAGGAACUGACAUGGCAUGAACUUGGACGCUCUGGGACAGAAGGCUUGUGAGCUGAGACGAGGAGAUCUUCAGCUGGACUGGAGUCAAACCACCUAACAGGGAGAGGAAACAGUGAACAGGGGAACAACAGGAGGUCAAAAAGGGCAGAUUCCCUCAGAAAGAAAACGAGGAGACCCGAACAGAAGAGGAAAAGGGGGGGCGUUGACCUCUUGACCCUACAACUUGCAUCAUCAUGGACACAGACAUAGACAAUAGCCUCAAUCACCCAAAAGGCUCUUCGCAGCAUCAGGACACAGAGUUAUUCUCGUCAGAAGAAGACAGCAGUCUCUACUUCACCUACAGUGGAGGGUGCAAUGAGCUGGAGGUCAACAACCUGCACUAUGAGGUGGACACAGCAGCUCAGAUCCCCUGGUACGAGAGGUUGUCAGAGUUCAAACUGCCCUGGGAGAUAAAGGGAAACAAGCAGACGGCCAUCAACAACCUCAGCCUUCGCGUUCGCAGCGGACAGAUGCUGGCCGUUAUCGGCAGCUCAGGCUGUGGUAAAACAUCUUUGCUGGACAUAAUAACAUGUCGAGAUGAGGGCGGCACGAUGACGUGCGGUCAGAUUCUGAUCAACGGGAAGCCCAACACUCCGCAGCUGGUGAAGAAAAGCAUCGCUCAUGUCCGCCAAGACGACCGCCUCCUUCCUCACCUCACCGUCCGCGAGACUCUCGUGUUUGUUGCCAAACUGAGGCUCCCCACCCACUUCACACAGGCUCAGAGAGACCAGAGGGUGGAUGAUGUUAUCGCAGAGCUGCGGCUGCGUCAGUGUGCACACACCAGGGUGGGAAAUGACUAUGUGAGGGGUGUUUCUGGAGGAGAGAGGAGGAGAGUCAGUAUCGCUGUCCAACUUCUCUGGAACCCUGGUAUUUUGAUCCUGGACGAGCCCACAUCAGGAUUGGACAGCUUCACAGCCCACAACCUGGUGAUCACGCUGUCCCGCCUGGCCCGGGGAAACCGCCUGGUCCUGCUGUCAGUCCACCAGCCCCGAUCGGACAUCUUCCAGCUCUUCGACCUCGUCGUCCUGCUGUCGUCAGGUUCAGCCGUUUACUGUGGUGCAGCUCGUGACAUGGUGCCUUACUUCACUGCACUUGGAUACCCCUGCCCACGAUACUGCAACCCCUCUGACUUCUAUGUUGAUCUGAUCAGUAUAGACCGACGCAAUCCAGAGCGAGAGGCCGAGUGUUUGGAGCGGGCCAGAGUUCUGUCAGAGCGGUUCAUGGAAAAGGUCAGAGACACAGAUGAUCACAUGUGGAAACCAGCUGGGACCAACACAGCACCAACACAAACUGAAAGCAUCUCCUGCAGCCCUCAGCAGCCCAGCAGGACAGAGGGAGAGGAAGUAAUCACUAUUUCCAAGCAAACAAACAGACUGCCAGGCAGACUUCACCAAUUUACCAUCCUCAUCAGGCGUCACAUGUAUAAUGACUUCAGAGACCUGGUCACCUUAUUGGUCCACGGCUUCGAGGCCCUCCUCAUGUCACUGCUGGUCGGUUGUCUGUACUACGGGGCAGGAGAAGAGCGUCUGUCCAUUCAGGACACGGUGGCUCUCCUCUACAUGAUCGGAGCUCUCACCCCAUUUGCUGUGGUGCUGGACGUCAUAGCUAAAUGUCACACAGAGAGAGCCAUGCUCUACCACGAGCUGGAGGACGGCAUGUACUCUGUCACCUCCUACUUCUUUGCCAAGGUCCUGGGGGAGUUACCAGAACACUGUGUGUUCACCUUGGUCUACGGGCUGCCCAUCUAUUGGCUGGCCGGGCUUAACGAUGCUCCGACCAGUUUCCUCCUCAACUUCCUGCUGGUGUGGCUGAUGGUUUACUGCAGCCGAGCCAUGGCUCUGUUUGUUGCUGCUGCGCUGCCCACCCUGCAGACCUCAGCCUUCAUGGGCAACUCCUUGUUCACCGUCUUCUAUUUGACUGGAGGAUUUGUCAUCAGCCUUGAGAAUAUGUGGCUUGUGGCCUCGUGGCUCUCUCAUGCCUCCUUCAUGCGUUGGGGUUUUGAGGGCAUGCUGCAGGUGCAGUUCAGAGGAAACAAGUACCCCGUCAGCAUUGGAAACAUCACCAUUAACGUUGACGGCAUACACGUGGUGGAGGCCAUGAACAUGAACCAGUACCCUCUGUACUCGUGCUAUCUAGUCCUGCUGGCAGUUUGUCUGGGCUUCAUGGGGCUCUAUUACUUGUCCCUAAAAUUCAUCAAACAGAAGUCUAGUCAAGACUGGUGAACACAUCUGGGCCAAUUGAAAUCACAUGCAACAUCAGCAGGGUGUCCCCCCCCCCCCCCCCAGAAGGAAAUCAUUUGGGUUCUAGUUCGACUGGUUCGACACUGAGCUUUCUGUCAUUGGUUUUACUGAUCUUAUGAUGUUUUACAGUGGAAAAAAAAUGAAAGGAAAUAUAUAUAUGUUGUCUUUUAGAAUCUUUAGAUUUUAACAAUAAGUUCAAGAUCAGAAACUCUUGUACUCUUUUAAAUUGUAGAAAGACAUGAAAUAUGCACCCUUGCACCUCAGCAGGGUCUUAAUGUAUGCAAUAAUUCAUGCAGCAUAUUUGACUUAUCAAAACGUUUUCAACAUGUUCAGUGUUUACAGUUUAAACUGUUUAACAGAAUACUAAAAGAAGAGUUGUACUCACUUCGUGUUGGGUUAAGAAGCCUUUGUCACAGUACUGCUGUUUGCUGCUGGAUGGCAGCAGAGCACUGCAAUAAGGCCAGUGUUAAAAUGAUGGAAUUUUCUUUUUCCUUUCCCUCUCUUCUCUGUCUUGGCAAAUGAUUAGAGUGCUACUUUGGCAGAUAUCCAUCUGCAGCUUUUGCUUGUUCCAUUUUCAAUCUUCUUUUUUUCUACAGCUUUAUCUUUUUUGUGUAUGUAAGGUUAUUAAGCUUAACAAUGUGUACACCAGUAUAAAGAGCAAUGGAGGAAAAAAGCAAAGAGGAGAUUUAGUAAGUCACACUCAGGAAAAAAAUGGAGCUUGUACUUGUUGUGUCCUCAAAGAUUGAAGAUUAUGUAAGCUAUGUGUUUUUGCACUGGUGCAAAAGCCUGAUAAAUUUUUUACCAACAUGGUUUGAGUCCAAAUUAGUAAAGUAUUAAAUCAAAUUGCUCCACGUGAGCGUGUUUAUUUUUGUCUUCAUACUCUGCCAUACUUUGGCCACGUCAUUCAGUUACAUAGUGUAGUCACUUGUAGCUGGGCAGUUUCAUAACAAUGGAUGCUACUGAUGACGUUACUUUGUUACCCUUAAAAAGGUUCUUCAUGUAAAAUCAUAAAGGGAUUAUCACGUCCAUGUAACACUAUAGUGGGAAACAACCAAUGUGUGUUAUCUAAUUUCUCUAAGCCACAUGAAACAGAAUAUUUCUUUGGUCAGUACUGGAGCACAAAAAGCCAAGCAGGUGCGCGUGUGCUCCACACCAAAAAGUUGCAACACUCAGCAUUCACAGUAUGUGAAGCUGUGCCUGGAUGUGGAAGUAGUGAGCGUGGCUCCUGUCAGAUGUAACAUCUUCUCCAUCAUUGAUGAGGCAGAAUCUCUUGUCUCAAGCACACAGGUGCAAUGUGGGCAUUGAAAUUCAGAGAAAAGAGCAUGUGAACAAUAAACUGAAGAGAAUAAUUUCA